Molecule: messenger RNA, 486 nt
Organism: Paramuricea clavata
Lineage: Eukaryota; Metazoa; Cnidaria; Anthozoa; Malacalcyonacea; Plexauridae
Source: the annotation of a GenBank genome assembly
AUGCGAAACCAAGGCCCUUUGUAUCUUACAAUAAUCCAACGUCCAAAAAAUGACGAUGUUUGGUAUACCAAGGUACGAAUGGGCCAGAACACAACUGGCAAAAUAAUGCCAAGAAUGACUUCGUCGCUCGAGAGCUCAACAGCGAAAAAGUUGUCAAAUCACAGCACGAGAAAAACAGUUGUUCAAAAGCUGAAAUCUGCUGGACAACCACGCUAUAAGAUCAAGGAAAUUACCGGUCAUGCAUCAGAGGCAUCUCUAAAUAAUUACGACGUAAUCAGCGAGGAAGAACGCAGAGAACUGUCUCAUAUCAUCAGUGCAGGUUACAGUGCGUCAGCUUCGCGAACAACAACCUCAGUUCCCUCGAUCGUAUCGUCUUCCACAGCUCCUAGACCAACCGAACACGAUACAUCAAUUGUCCUCGUUCAAUUCAGACAGCAAAUUGCAUCUGCAUCCAACGCUAUCCUUCGCCAAGAAGAUUUGUUUUAG